CACUAGCUUUCCGAUUGUAACAAUUGGUGGCACCGGUGGCGGCUACUUUACUCUGGCGACGUUUAUAUCAACAAUUAUAUUUUUUCCAUUUACUGUAUUCAAAUCAGCAGGUUUGCGUUAAGUAAAAAAAGGGGACGAUGAACUUUGCAGCUUCAUUGUGUAGGAGAUUGUCUGUUAGUGACUUGGUUACAAAGAUCCCUGUUUAUAGUUCCGCAAGUGAUGUUACUGGGGAUGGGCUAAGCAUGGUGUUCAGACGCUGGGCUACCAAAAAAACAGCCGGGUCGACUAAGAAUGGGCGUGAUUCGAAUCCUAAGUAUCUCGGGGUUAAGAAGUUUGGUGGUGAGAAAGUGAUACCUGGAAAUAUAAUCGUACGACAGAGAGGCACUCGUUUCCAUCCAGGAGAUUAUGUUGGGAUGGGCAAAGACCAUACACUAUAUGCUUUAAAAGAAGGCAAUGUCAAGUUUGAACGCCACAAGCUGAGUGGCCGCAAGUGGGUGCAUGUUGAACCCAAAGACGGCCAUGUACUUCACCCUAUCUACCAGAAAGCUGCUGUAAGCAACUUGAAGACCACAGCUUAGGUGAGGAAGCUUUCUAAUAUUGAUAUCCUAUAAAUCAUGUUAUAUUAGUUAGACUUCAAAAUUCCUGCCAAAUUUGUUCUGCCCCCUAACCUUGAAUAUUUUUGGUACGCUCUUUCGGGAUCUAAAAUAACCAUAUCCAUAAGCUCAUUGAAUUUCACUGAAAA
Molecule: messenger RNA, 742 nt
Organism: Erigeron canadensis
Lineage: Eukaryota; Viridiplantae; Streptophyta; Magnoliopsida; Asterales; Asteraceae
Product: 50S ribosomal protein L27-like
Exons: 4
Coding region: 138-578 (146 amino acids)
Biological process (GO): translation
Cellular component (GO): ribosome
Molecular function (GO): structural constituent of ribosome
Source: RefSeq, a predicted model, not a curated record